This is a messenger RNA of Tupaia belangeri chinensis (Chinese tree shrew), 6162 nucleotides long. It is a transcript of the gene MINDY2, whose product is annotated as MINDY lysine 48 deubiquitinase 2. Gene Ontology annotation, biological process: protein K48-linked deubiquitination. Gene Ontology annotation, cellular component: cytosol; cell periphery. Gene Ontology annotation, molecular function: cysteine-type carboxypeptidase activity; K48-linked deubiquitinase activity; cysteine-type deubiquitinase activity. The record is from RefSeq and is a predicted model, not a curated record. Lineage: Eukaryota; Metazoa; Chordata; Mammalia; Scandentia; Tupaiidae.
AGUUCAACAGCGAGGAGGGAGCGGAGAACAGGGUCCCGGAGGAGGAGGAGGGCGCGGCGGUGUUGCCCCUGCCCGUUCCUCUGUGCCAGGAGGAGGAGGAAGACGAGACCGCUCCGGUGCUGGCGGCCUCCAAGGAACGCUUCCCUGGACAAUCUGUGUAUCACAUCAAGUGGAUCCAGUGGAAGGAAGAGAACACACCCAUCAUCACCCAGAACGAGAACGGACCCUGCCCUUUGCUGGCCAUCCUCAAUGUUUUGCUUCUGGCCUGGAAGGUGAAACUUCCGCCGAUGAUGGAAAUCAUAACUGCUGAGCAGCUGAUGGAAUAUUUAGGGGAUUACAUGCUGGAUGCAAAGCCAAAAGAAAUUUCAGAAAUUCAACGUUUAAAUUAUGAACAGAAUAUGAGUGAUGCGAUGGCGAUUUUGCACAAACUACAGACAGGCCUGGAUGUAAAUGUAAGAUUCACUGGUGUUCGAGUCUUUGAAUAUACGCCAGAAUGCAUAGUAUUUGAUCUUCUUGAUAUUCCUUUGUACCAUGGGUGGUUAGUAGACCCUCAGAUUGAUGACAUUGUAAAAGCUGUUGGUAACUGCAGUUACAACCAACUAGUGGAGAAGAUCAUCUCUUGUAAGCAGUCAGACAAUAGUGAGCUGGUUAGUGAAGGCUUUGUAGCUGAGCAGUUUCUAAAUAAUACAGCCACUCAACUGACAUACCAUGGAUUAUGUGAACUAACUUCAACUGUUCAAGAAGGAGAACUCUGUGUGUUCUUUCGGAAUAAUCAUUUUAGUACCAUGACCAAAUACAAGGGUCAGCUGUAUUUGUUGGUAACAGACCAGGGGUUUCUUACUGAGGAAAAAGUUGUUUGGGAAAGCCUGCACAAUGUAGAUGGUGAUGGAAAUUUCUGUGAUUCAGAAUUUCAUCUGCGGCCUCCUUCAGACCCUGAAACUGUAUACAAAGGACAACAAGAUCAGAUAGAUCAGGACUAUCUUAUGGCAUUAUCUCUACAACAAGAACAGCAGAGCCAAGAGAUCAAUUGGGAGCAGAUCCCAGAAGGAAUCAGUGAUUUGGAACUAGCAAAGAAACUCCAAGAGGAGGAGGACAGGCGGGCUUCUCAAUACUAUCAGGAGCAGGAACAGGCAGCAGCUGUGGCCGCUUCUACUUCUGCACAGCCCCAGCAGGGCCAACCAGCACAAGCCUCUCCAUCAAGUGGAAGACAAUCUGGGAAUAGUGAACGUAAAAGAAAGGAACCUCGAGAAAAAGAUAAAGAAAAAGAAAAAAAUAGCUGUGUCAUUUUGUAACAAGUACCGGAUUCUGCUGGAACCACCUGUAGGUCUUGAGAAACAAAACCACAAGAGGAAAGGAAGAAAGACCGAUAAAUACCGUCUGUGCCUGAUUUCCCAAUGGAUUUUGUUCAUGUUUUUCAGGGGAAAGGUUGUUACUUAUUUACAAUCAGACUUUUUAAAGUCACACAAAACACUCUGUGAGCUGGAGUUUCCUGUUACAAGUUGGAAAUGCUGUGUUGUCAUUCAUGAAAAAUACUGCACUUGUAGCCAAAUAAGCAAAUCACAGCAAAUUUUGUGUCAUAGUGACAUUCAUAACUCAUAUCAGUUAGUAAGCUAUUUUAUCUUCUGUCCUAACAGUGAAUAGAGGUCAUCGAUUUAGUCUGAUUCCUUCCUGAAAUCUAAACAUUAGCACAAUAGUUUCUGAAAUUUCUACAAUGUUGAAUUAUGAUCUAAUCUAUGAGAAUCCAGGGGUUAAUAGAGAGUUAAAAAGACAAAAAAAAAAAAAAGUCCAAAAAUCGCAGGAAUAAAUAACCAUUCAUUGUAUAUUGAACUAGUUCAGCCCUUGAACAGCUUUGCCUUUCUUCAGGAACAUACAUUUUAGAUAUUAUCUUGAGAAUUGAUAAUGAAGCUUGGUUUAAUUUAGAUAGAAAAAAAUAAAUAUUUGUAUUUCUUUUCCAGUAACAAAAGGUUGCAUAACACUAAUACUCAUAAUCUAUCAAAAUAAGAUAUUAAUGACUUUGUAGUAUUGUGAAAUUUUGAGGGAUUCUGAAAUCUUGAAUAUAGGAAUCCUGGACCACACUUACUGUUAUUGAUAAUGUGAUAAGUGAGUGUAAGGAAGAGAGCUCAGAGGAUGCUAGGCUUUGUAAAUAUGGGGAUGUAAAACGCAGGCAGUUCAUUGUCUGCCUUUUUCUAGAAUUACCUUGAACCUUAAAUUUUAAAUCAUGUUUAUUGCUAGAAAAUUAAAUAUACUUACUAAAGCCAACAAAAAGCACAUUUCUGAAAGAAAGUUGGAAAUAAUGUCUGAGUCUCAUGAAAAGACAAUAAAGAUCUUUUGCAGAGUAAAUAAGAAUUUGGAGAAAUUUAUAUAAAAGCAAUCAGAUUUCUUAAUUUAUAGGAACCAAAUAAACCUGUAACAUUUUACAGUGCUUAUAGGAUUUCAGAAAGACUAUUUAUUUAACUUUAUUAUGAGGCAACACAUAUUUUCCUGUAUUUCUAGAUAUGGUUUGGGAAACUAUCCUUAAUAGUCCUUUUUAUAUGCUUUAUAUUUAAAAGUUUAUUUUAGCCCAUUUUGAAAAGAUUGUUGCUGCUCUAAGUGAUUUACAGUCUAAGCCUCAUAAAUUUGUUUAUAUAAGAACUUCAUAACUUGACCUGAGCAUCCACUUGGUAAAUGUCUUCAUGGUCUAAGGUGACAAAAGACUACCAGAAAAUGUGGUCUUGAUUUUUUUUUAAGCUGUGUCAUUACCUUUCCCCAUUAUUAAGACCAGUUAAAGGAUGAGUCUGUAUGUAAAAAGUCUUAUUUAUGGAAGGAAUUAUUCUAAGGGAAGAAUUCAGGGUCAAGCUGUAUCUUUCAUUGCAUGUCUGUUUUUGUCACCCAAUUUGUUAUUUCUUCAAAUUUCCUACUUUACCAUAAUCAUCAGAGAACCUGUGUGGAGCGUAAAACUUGGAUGCAGAGUAUUUGAUGAGUGUCUUGAUUUUAACCCAGAAUAUGUGUAUGUUGGUAAAUUAAUCAGGUGUACUCCAGAACUUUCUGUUGGUUCAACAGGUUGAUCUUAAUCCAGGUUUACUCUUGAUAUCGCUCUAUUGGUGGAAGGAGAAAACUCAGACCCCAGGGUUUGUUUUUCCCAGUACAGAGAGCAGUUACAGAACAUUAUAUUUUAUAAGAAAAAAAUAAUAAACCUUGAGAAAUUUAAAAAAGCAUAUUUGAGGCAUAUUUUUCCAUAACUAUAUUAUUUUUUAUUUAUUACCCUUGAAAAAUAUAUGUGUAAAAGUUAUUAUUCUGUUAUUUGUUACUAUCUUCUUACUUUGUUCCAAAGAUAAUACUGCCAUUCUGCAUUCCCUCUGGAAGGAAGGAAAAAAAAAAAACUCACUCAAAACCAGCAGUGCUGCUACCAGAGAAGUAGGCAUCAGUGUAUACUUGUAAGAAAAACUAAAAAUGUUAUGUGUUUGCUAAUUCAAUCUUUUUCUAUGUAAUAUUUCCAAGUAGACUUUCUUACAUUCCUGGAACUCAGUUUGAUAUACCAAGAAUAAUAAUGAUAAAAUAUUCACUUUCAUUACUUUGGGGGGGGAGGGAAUUAAACGUUCAAUUUUAUUAAAACAAACAAGCUUCUCAGAGAUACUGGCUUCCUGUCUUUGAAGGUUAUAAGAAUUUAGAGCUUUUAUGUCUUUAUUUUCUUAUAUUUUGCUCGGAGUAACAAAUUAUAUAUUUACGCAUUUUAUUGCUGAUUUGGGUACAUUAGAAUUUGAUAAUAAAUAUUAAAGUCUUUCACAGUAUUUUAUAAUACUUAAAAUUGUUACAUGUACACUGCUAACAGAAGUUAAAAUUGAAACAUUUUUGUUUUUAGUAUUUAUAGGCUAGAUUAGGGACAUGUUUGCAUCAACCAUGUUAGAAUUAGAGCUAGCAAAAUACGCAAAAGGAUUAAUAGAUAUGGUCACUGCAUUCCUCUUCCUUUCACAGCCUGCUCCUUAAGGUUAGUGUCCAUUUUUUAUUAACUAUAUGAAGAUUUUCCUCAUGUGUAAUCCCAUUGCAUCAACAAUGCUGUGAUUUGCAGUAAAUAAUCACCCUUAAAAAUACUUACUGUGUGUGUGUGUUUCUGAAGCAAGGCUCCAUGACUGGGAACUUUUCCUCAAAUAUACGAAUCACCCUUUUAGGAAUACACACAGUAAGCAAUGUGAAGCAGCUAAAAUUGGCAUUGGUUGCACAUUGGUCUCGUGUGCUCAGAAAACCUAACUUCUUCCAUGCUCCAAGGUCCGAUUAGUAGUUGAGUAAAAUGUGGAUUUAAGUUUAGGAUUAGGCUUUGGAAAAUAUCUUGGUUUUUAAGAAUUUUUAAGAAUUAUUUUACUCAACUUUAUUUGUUUUAUUUUAAAUUUGACCAUAGAGGAACACAGAUUGAGAGAGAGAAAGAGAGAAAGCGAGAAAGCAAGCUGCCAGGUCUGGGACUCGAACCACAGUUGGUCAUGUGGGAGUCCAGCACCCGUAACCACCAUGCAACCUAAUGGCCCUAGGAAAAUAUCUUGUUUUUACUGUUUCGCUUUUUAAUAUUUGACUACUUAUCCCAUAUUAUGUUUACAAUUCUUCCUUAUGUGUCUUGAUCUUAGCUGAACAAAUUAAUUAAAUUUGUUGACUAAACUCAACAUUAAGCAUUUUGUACAAAACCUUAGCAUUUCAUUCUCAUUUAAUCAUGAACACAGUUCACUAAGAGACAGAACGUCUCGAAAUAGGACAGAAGGCAAAUAAAUAUUUAAAGAAAUAAUUGUAGUCCCUAUAUUAAUGUUGCCACAUGAAUCAGAUGUUUGUAAAAUACUGCAGAGGACAAUCAAGAGAAGAAUUUUCACAACUGUCCUCAAAUAAUCUCAUUUAUGUAAAAAUGUUUUUAAAUCAAAUGGAUUAAAUUUUACUUAAUUUUCCUAUUCAAUUAUAAGUUAUUUAAGAACAUGAUAGAAAGUUUAUCACCUUUACCUAGCAUACAGUACUAGGGCACACCACUUAAAAUAGAACAUUUACUAAUGUUUAAUAAAAUAAGGAAGCAUUAAAGAUAGUCUGUACUUGUUUUUGUUGUUGUUUUUAUGUCAGAGAGUGUGUGCUUAUAGACAAGAGAGAAAGUGAGAAAAGGCACCCCCAACAACUAGACCUGGUUACAGUACUGCUAAGCUCAGUACUUAAACUGUUCUAUGGGAUUAGCCCUGUAAUUUGCAUUUAAUGGGGACUGGGCCUGUGGAGUUCUGGAUCAUUUUGUUUAAUGCCUGGCUUUCUACCUUGCCUUGGGUAAACUUUCUGUGCCUCGGUUUACUCUUUAAAUAUGAAAGGAUUUUUGUGUGUGCAUGCUUUGCACUCCUGAGUAAAAGGCAUCUCAUAAGCACAAAGUAUCCUUACAUUAUCACAAAUAUUACACGUCCUCUAUUCUUGAUUGUGCAGACUUUUUUCCCAGCGACAUGCUUCUUAGGUUUUUUAUCAAUGCUGUCAAAAUGUAUAGAAUUGUCUUUGAGUAUGCAUCAUCUCUUUCCCAAAAUGUAUUUUACAGCUGCUUUCGUGUUCUGUAGACUAUAGGGCCAGAAUCAAAAGGAUCUGGGGAGUAUAAAAAACACUGAAAAAUUGAUUUUUUUCCCAGUGUCUUUCACAGAUCUAAAUAUUUAGAAUCUUUUUGCCUGUCUUCCAUGAAAUAAAAUACAGCGGCAUCAGAUUACUAAUGCACACACAAACUUUUUUGCAUGGCUGGGAUUACUUUAGACUUCUCAAGUACUAUCAUUUUAAGAAUAUUUAGAUUAUUCGUGUUUUUAAGUAUCAAAUGUUAUUUGAUAAUGUGCAGUUAAAUUCCUUUUAAUAAAUGAAUGAGAAUGAUAAAAGUACUCAUUGGAAUCUUGAAGAGUUCUUAGGUUCUUGGUAAUUUAGUGUCUUGUUAGUGAUGUCCAGCACUUUUUAAAGUGUUGAGAAAACAUGAAGAAUGGAGGUUGCUCUUUUCAAGUAACACUUUAAAGUAAACUAAAAUUUAAAAUCAAAGGUUUUCUGAACAAAAUAAAUCGUAAAAUAGAGAUAAUGGAAUGUGAGGGAGAGAUUGUAGGGUUCUGGCAAGCAUAACCUCAAGUUCUACCUAAAUUUUAAUUCGUGCAUGUUUCCUAAUCUCAGUGUUUCUGCUGUAAGGAAUUAAAGUUUAAUACAUUGUGAUAUGCA